CGUCUUGUGCCACUUGUCUCAUAAAUGGAACAACAAAGUUGCAAGCAAAAGUACCUAGUGCCUAUUGUUAUUUAGACUCCUCACGAAAGGCCUGAAAGCCGAUCAAGCCGGCUGAACUGAGAUCUAAAAAUCUGAGCAGCUUUGAGAAGUGGCCAAUAUUGAAGAGAUUUUUGGAUAGUUUUACAUUUCCCGCGAUCUUUUGAAUUCCCAUCAAGCAAUGCGCGCUGCAAUGCGGCCUUCUCUUUCUUCCCAUAGUUCUUUUCGGAAUGAAAUGUACGAAAAGUUGAUAUUUUUCUUCGUCCAACAUGAGAGCGUUACCAACAUGGGUCGAUAAAGUACACGAUAAAGACAGGGUCGAACAGUGCAUUUACGAUCUCGCUUUUAAGCCCGAUGGAAGUCAACUCAUUGUUGCCGCUGGAAACCGAGUCUUGGUUUAUGAUACAAACGAUGGAACGUUAAUUCAGCCGCUCAAAGGUCACAAGGAGACGGUAUAUUGUGUAGCGUACGCUCGAGACGGGAAAAGGUUUGCAUCUGGGGGAGCAGACAAAAGCGUGAUUAUUUGGACGUCUAAAUUAGAAGGAAUUCUGAAAUACACACACAAUGAUUCUAUCCAGUGUCUUGCUUAUAAUCCUCUCACACAACAACUUGCAAGCUGUACAACAAAUGAUUUUGGUCUGUGGUCACCAGAACAAAAGUCUGUCCAGAAACACAAAGUCUCCUCACGAGUAACUUCCUGUAGUUGGACAAAUGAUGGGCAGUAUCUGGCCCUUGGACUUUUUAAUGGCUUUGUUAGCAUAAGGAACAAGAGCGGUGAAGAAAAAGUAAAGAUUGAAAGACCAGGUGGAUCCCCAGUAUGGACUCUGAGCUGGAAUCCAUCCAAGGAAGAGCCAUAUGACAUUCUUGCUGUGGGUGACUGGUCACAGAAACUCUCUUUCUAUCAGCUUAGUGGAAAACAGGUUGGAAAAGAUCGUCAUCUUGGCUAUGACCCAUGCUGCCUGAGUUUUUUCUCCAAAGGUGAAUACCUUGUCAUUGGAGGAUCUGAUAAAAAAUGCUCACUUCACACAAAAGAAGGUGUGUGUCUGACUUCUAUCGGGGAGCAGCAGAGUUGGGUUUGGUGCUGCAGAGUCAGACCUGAUUCCAAUUAUGUAGCAUUGGGUUGUCAAGAUGGUACAAUAGCUUAUUAUCAACUGAUCUUUAGUACUGUCCAUGGUCUGUACAAAGACAGAUAUGCCUUUCGGGACAACAUGACUGAUGUCAUUAUUCAGCAUUUGAUAACAGAGCAGAAAGUUCGCAUCAAGUGUAGAGAUUUAGUGAAGAAAAUUGCCAUCUACCGGCACAGACUAGCUGUUCAAUUGCCUGACAAGAUUGUCAUUUAUGAAUUGAACACAGACGACAUUUCUGAUAUGCAUUAUAAAGUCAAGGAGAAGAUUGAAAGGAAAUUUGAGUGCAACCUGCUUGUUUCUUGUUCCAAUCACAUCAUUCUUUGUCAGGAGAGAAGACUGCAAUGCUUAGCAUUUACAGGGAUCAAAGAGAGAGAGUGGGUGAUGGAAUCCUUGAUUCGCUACAUAAAAGUGAUUGGCGGCCCGUCUGGAAGAGAAGGUCUCCUUGUGGGUUUGAAAAAUGGUCAAAUCAUGAAGAUAUUUAUCAACAAUCCUUUCCCUCUGCCACUGCUGAAACAAGAGACGAGUGUUCGCUGCCUAGACUUGAGCACCAGUCGCAAUAAGUUGGCUGUGGUUGAUGAAAACAGCACAUGUCUUGUAUACAACCUCAGUAACAAUGAGCUGCUCUUCCAGGAGCCCAAUGCUAACAGUGUGGCUUGGAAUACUCAUAAUGAGGACAUGCUGUGUUUUUCUGGUGGUGGUAUGCUAAACAUUAAAGCCAGUAACUUUCCUGUGCAUCAACAAAAGCUGCAGGGUUUUGUUGUUGGUUUUACUGGAUCCAAGAUCUUCUGUCUUCAUGUUUACACCAUGUCUGCAGUGGAAGUGCCGCAGUCUGCUCCUAUGUAUCAGUACCUGGAAAAGAAGUUGUACAGAGAUGCUUACAAAGUUGCCUGUCUUGGUGUGACGGAGGGAGACUGGAGAGCCCUUGCUAUGGAAGCAUUAGAGGGCCUGGAUUUUGACACAGCCAAAAAGGCUUUUAUCAGAGUGCGGGAUUUGAGAUAUUUGGAGUUAAUUCAUAACAUUGAGGAACGUAAAAAGAGAGGUGAAACAGAUGAGCAGGCUUUCCUAGCAGAUGUCUUUGCUUAUCAGGGCAAAUUUCAAGAAGCUGGGAAGCUGUAUAAGAAAACUGGAAAUGAUGAAAAGGCCAUGGAGAUGUUCACAGACCUCAGACAGUUUGAAUAUGCGAAGGAUUUCAUUGGUAGCAGUGAUCCUAAGAACGUAAAGCAACUGAUCAAGAAACAAGCUGAGUGGUGUGAAACAACAAAUGACCCCAAAGCAGCAGUUGACAUGUUUCUUGCUGCUGGUGAAAAUCAUAAAGCCAUUGAAAUUAUUGGACAACAUGGCUGGGUGGAAAAGUUGCUGGAAGUUGGACGGAACCUUAACAAGGCUGACACAGAAGGGCUAAAACAGUGUGCUUACUACUUCAAACAACUGGAUCAGCAUGGAUACGCUACAGAAAUGUACCUCAAGAUAGGUGACAUCAGAGCCUUAUUGGAACUCCACGUGGAAACCAAACACUGGGACGAGGCAUUUGAACUUGCUGAAAAACAUCCAGAAUUCAAGGAUGAAGUAUUUGUUCCUUAUGCCAACUGGCUGGCUGAAAAUGACCGAUUUGAUGAAGCUCAGGAAGCUUUCCACAAAGCAGGACGAAGGGACCAAGCAGUUAAAGUAUUAGAACAACUGUGUCACAAUGCUGUGGUGGAACACAGGUUUCAUGAUGCUGGAUAUUACUUUUGGAAGCUAUCUGUGCAGUGUUUGGACCUGGUCAGCGGAGGAGCUACUUCAGAGAAUGCCCAGGCUGAGCCUGAUUAUGAAAUGUUGGACAAAUUCCACGAGUACCAGGAGAAAGCUGAAAUUUACCAUUUGUAUCACUCCAUUCAAAGAUACACUGAUGAACCAUUCACAUCUCACUUGCCAGAGACGCUAUUCAACAUCGCACGCUACCUGCUGCAUAUGCUGGUCAAAGAGAUUCCACCUGGAGUAUCCAGAGUUUCUACGUUGUUUGCACUUGCCAAGCAAAGUAAGAAUCUAGGAGCGUACAAGAUGGCUCGUACCGCUUACGACAAGUUACAGUCGUUGAAGAUUCCUCCACGUUUUCAAGAAGCCAUUGACUUGGGGAGUGUUACCAUUCGCUCUAAGCCUUUCCACGACAGCGAGGAACUGCUUCCUCUUUGCUACCGAUGUUCCACUACGAAUCCUCUCUUGAACAACAAAGGCAACCAUUGUAUUAACUGUAGGCAGCCAUUUGUCUAUUCGUUCUCAUCGUUCGAGGUGCUUCCAUUAGUGGAGUUUGUCUUGGAGGAUGGUAUCAGUGACGAGGAAGCUUUGAAAUUGAUUGAGAUAGAACCAUCAAGAGGCCCAGAAAAGAAGCGUUCUAACUGGCAGGAGAGAGACAUGGGCAACUUCCAGUCCCUGCAGUUGACAGAUGAACCCCCCGAAGAAGAGGAAGAGGAUCCUUUCACUGCUAAGCUGAUGAGUUUUGAGCAAGGUGGAUCUGAGUUCGUCCCAGUCCGCGUGGGUAGGUCAACAUUGCAGGCCAUGAACAGCCGUGAGGUAAUGGUAAAGAAAUGGCCUCCUCCGCUGAAAUACCAGUACUAUCGAUCCUUGCUUCCUGAUGUGUCCAUCACGCUUUGUUCGUCAUGUAACCGGUUAUUCCACACAGAUGACUAUGAACUUCUGGUGUUACAGAAAAACUGUUGUCCCUUCUGCCGUAAACCCGCUGACCAUCUUUAACACGUGACGUCAUGAUCAAUCAUUUCCUUUUUUAGCCCCAAUCUCCCCUAGACUUUACUGUGCCUGCAGUCUGGUCUUCAAAGUUGCUAAGCAAUAUCCCAUGUCCUCGUUACCGCAUGCUGUUAGGACAACUUUGGAGUACUCGUUAGUUCAGCCUCGUCCAGGCGUUUAGUUAGUUGGGGCGCAGCGCGGUGUGAAGGCCCGAUUUUCAGCCGCUGUUCGGGAAACGAGCCGGCGCUCCUCCCGGAAUGGCGUACCAAAAAAAUAGGGAGAAGAACUGCACCAAGCCGCUCUCUCCCUUUUUCGCUUCGCCGGUUUUUCGCUUUGCGCCCCGUUUGACUGAACGCCUAGAAGAGGCUAUCGUUAGUGUUCCGGUUAGAUUGGAUUGAACGAUAAGUUUGGAAAAGAAGUCGCAUAUUUAUUAGAAGUAAAGGAAAUUCUAAUUCGAAAUUUUAGUGUCGCGAAAUAUCGCCCGUCCAAAAACACGACAUUCAAUCAAUGUAAACAAUUUUAUAUAAGGAACCUCAUAGGUUAAAGUGGGAUUUUUUUCAAAGAUAAGCCACUUAACCCUGUAAAAAGCUUUUCUGUCUGUGUAUAUAUUGCAGUUCAUCUCUUCCUCCUGUAAAUACUUCGAAGAAAACAGUGACAGAAAAAAUGUAAUUUAUAUAGCAGAGAGAGCUCAAUAAAAGCUGUCGUAAACGACA
Molecule: messenger RNA, 4597 nt
Organism: Orbicella faveolata
Lineage: Eukaryota; Metazoa; Cnidaria; Anthozoa; Scleractinia; Merulinidae
Product: intraflagellar transport protein 122 homolog
Biological process (GO): non-motile cilium assembly; protein localization to cilium; intraciliary retrograde transport
Cellular component (GO): intraciliary transport particle A; non-motile cilium
Molecular function (GO): protein binding
Source: RefSeq, a predicted model, not a curated record